CGCGCCUCUUAUCUUCCCGCGCCUCAAGCCAACGCGGACGUGUGCGCAUGCUAUUUUCGAAUUUCGUUCGAUUUUCAAUUUUCAAGUUUACAGUUACGUUUUUUUUACGGAAACAGUGAAGUGGCCAGUGAGUUUUUGGAUAGCCAGUUUCGUUUUAUUUUGUUAAACGAACACCAAUACUUAGAUUAAAAUGGCACGAGGAAAAUCGUUGCCGAGAGGAGUCGCGGGCAGCUCAUCUAGUCACAGAUUCCUUCACAUCGCCGCUAUCAUGUUGAUUUUAGUUUUACCAAGCGCACACUCCCAGAUCGAGAAAUUGUACGUGGACGUCACGAAUCUCAAUCUCCUUGUGGACGAGACAUAUCUCCUCAAGUUGGUCCAAGUGGGGCAAUACAACAUCACCCUAGCAGCGACGGCGCAAAUACAGCACCCUGACAUAGUCCAGUUCGUGCCUCAGACUGUAGAAAUCCCAGGAUCUCCGGAACCGAAUACGAAUGUGACUAUCACCCACGAUAUCUGUGUGCUAGGAAAAAGCCCGGGACAUUCUGAGGCCGUCUUCAAUGUCACACCUGAAGGGUUUGUCAACAUGGACGACGUGUUUCUCCGGAUCACUGUGAUGCAUUCCCACGCCAUUCGCCUGAUCUCAUACAUCAUGGGCUGGAUCUACUUCGCAGCGUGGUCGGUGUCCUUCUACCCACAAAUCUACAUCAACUUCAAACGGAAGAGCGUGGUCGGCCUCAACUUUGACUUUUUGGCGUUGAACAUCAUGGGUUUUACCAUGUACUCGCUCUUUAACUGCGGACUUUACUUCUCUAGGGAGAUUCAGGUAGAGUACUUCAGCCGGCACCCCCGGGGCUUGAACCCGGUACAGCUGAACGACGUGUUUUUCUCGCUCCACGCGGCCUUCGCGACUCUCAUCACUAUCAGCCAAUGCUUCAUGUAUGAGCGCGACGAGCAACGCGUCUCCAACACAGGGCGCGGUAUUCUGUCGCUGUUCACCGUGAUUGUGAUCGUGACAGCCGGGCUGGGAUUCUUCGGCAUAUUGGAGUGGCUGGACUUCCUUUACUACUGCAGCUAUAUCAAACUGUCCAUUACGCUCAUCAAGUAUGUGCCGCAGGCCUACAUGAACUACAAACGCAAAUCGACCGUCGGCUGGUCGAUCGGCAACAUCUUCCUAGACUUCGUGGGCGGUUUCCUCUCCAUACUACAGAUGGCGCUAAACGCUUACAACUACAACGACUGGGCGUCGUUCUUCGGAGAUGCCACCAAGUUCGGAUUGGGCCUGUUCAGUUUGGUGUUCGAUGUAUUCUUCAUCCUGCAGCACUACGUUUUCUACAGGGAAGCGCGUUACAUUCGCCUGCCAGGCCGAAGCACAAGCGACGAGGACUCCGAUCCUCCACAGCUUGAGCAAACUUCUGAGGAACCCUACCAGGGGCCGCCUGCGUAGAACGAACUAACGAGGUGAUUGGCAAGUUCCAAGUCUUGGCGACUGGAAGGCAAAGGACCAGUGGAAAGUAAGCAUCAUGGAUUACAUAGAGUUCUAUGUAGGUACUGCGAGUGCUGGAAAGGAUAUGCUAAAAUGAGAUAGCUUACUUAGUAAAGUGAUUGCGAGCGAGAAAAUCAGAUGGUACAGUGAUGAUAGCGAAGAACUAACAUUCAGCGUCUAAGCCUACCCGCAGACUACAGACUUUGUCGGCCGAUAGUUGGUCCGGGCUGUUAAUCAGUAUUGAAAUGUAUGAAAGU
Ostrinia nubilalis (European corn borer) is the source of this 1740-nucleotide messenger RNA. It is a transcript of the gene Ctns, whose product is annotated as cystinosin homolog. NCBI's taxonomy places the organism in Eukaryota, Metazoa, Arthropoda, Insecta, Lepidoptera, Crambidae. Gene Ontology annotation, biological process: L-cystine transport. The record is from RefSeq and is a predicted model, not a curated record. Gene Ontology annotation, molecular function: L-cystine transmembrane transporter activity. The transcript is spliced from 8 exons. The coding region runs from base 191 to 1444 and encodes 417 amino acids. Gene Ontology annotation, cellular component: lysosomal membrane.